AUGUCUUCAAGAACCUCUACGUCUGGCCGCAUCGUCGGUGACCUCCUCCGAACCUCCAAACAAGGCCCAUCCUGCGACCAUCUUCGCUUUCGACAAGCAUUCUGCAAAAGCCCCCGACACUCGCGCCAUGUUUCUACCGCAGCUCCUCAAUUCUCCGAAAUGGAAGUCGACGCAGAGAAGCCUCCGCGUUGGUCCCAAACUCCUCCUGCACUGAAAGCCCCUGUGCGCGUACGCCCACCGCGGAUACAAACGCCUCUCAAGAUCAACAAAGAUCAGCGGAAGCUGGAUGAUUUCUACGUCAAGUUUUUGGGAAGAGAUGGGGACAAAAUGCUGUCAGAAGAGACCAAAUGGCUAGCUGUCACAAACAAGAGUUUCGAUGCUGGACGGAGAGGGUUCAAUGACCGGCUUGCAUUUUUCGGCAAGCGUAUACUCGAGCUCCAGUGUUCGCUAGGACUGAUAAGCGUCGCGGAUGCUUCACGCUACCCAAAGAGCCAGGAGCAGGAUCCUUAUGGACGGCAACCUUUUCGACACCCUGCAACCGAGUCCGUAGAGUGCCUCCUGGGGGGGGCUCAUCAUUGGUUUACAAGUCACAAGCAACUCUCGACGUUGGCAGAGCAAUACGGUCUACCGGAAGUGGUACGGUGGCAUCCUAGGGAUCCCGAACGUCUUCAAGCAUCUGGCUCGGAACUGGUCUACUCACAAGCGAUCCUCGCAAUCAUCGGCGCUCUAGCCCUGGAACAAGGCGGUGCCGUGGCGAACCAAAUAGCAAAGGAGAAGGUGCUGGUGCCUCUUGGGCUGAAAUUAAAUUGGAAACCAAAGGCAGAGCUGGCGCAGCCGUAG
Fonsecaea nubica is the source of this 840-nucleotide messenger RNA. RefSeq lists its product as hypothetical. The record is from RefSeq and is a predicted model, not a curated record. The transcript has 3 exons. Gene Ontology annotation, molecular function: ribonuclease III activity; structural constituent of ribosome. Lineage: Eukaryota; Fungi; Ascomycota; Eurotiomycetes; Chaetothyriales; Herpotrichiellaceae. The coding region runs from base 1 to 840 and encodes 279 amino acids. Gene Ontology annotation, biological process: mitochondrial translation; RNA processing. Gene Ontology annotation, cellular component: mitochondrial large ribosomal subunit.